Ambispora leptoticha is the source of this 756-nucleotide messenger RNA. NCBI's taxonomy places the organism in Eukaryota, Fungi, Glomeromycota, Glomeromycetes, Archaeosporales, Ambisporaceae. The record is from the annotation of a GenBank genome assembly.
AUGACUUCAAUGAAUCAAAAAUUAUUAUUUUCAUUAGUUUAUUGUCUUUACGUGACUCUUGUAGCUAGUCAGAGCUCAAAUAGCAAUAGCACAUUAAGCAAUAACACAAGCAAUGCUGAAUGCGCGGAUUUUUUCAAAGUCAGUAAAUGCAGUACAUGUCAAAAAACAGCAUACGGCGCUUUAGAUGAACACCUUUCCAAUUGUUUUGCAUUACAAAAUGUUACUCUUACCGGUUCAAAUGCAUCUGAUUCUACUUCCUUGAAGCAAAAAUGCGAUUUAACUUGCGAUCAAAACGCGAUAAAAACUCUAAACGAAAACAUUCAAAGAGACUGUCAACAAGAAUUGACUGAUUGGGCAACAAGCGAUUCUGUAAACGAUCCCAAGUAUCCUGCACCAAACCUUUGGUUUUCAGUCUACACGGCAAUCCCUAAUAUGCAGGCUCUGUGCAGUCAAUCUUCUGAUGGAUGCAACUCAAAAAUCGUAAACUUUAUAUUAAGUUUAUUAAAGCCUGGCCAAUCCACCAACAUUAAUGCAACAAUAUCUCCACCCAAUGGGUUAGCAUCAUAUGGAGAUCCCAAAAAAACAGAACCAUUACAAAUUAAUAUUAUUUGCAGUGACUGUUACUCAAAAUUGGCACAACCUUGGGUUAACUUCUUCAAUAUGACUCAACCAUCAAUUCCUGCCGUUAAAAAGAAAUUGGAUGAUUAUAUUGAACCUAUUAAGGGAAAUUUGACUCAAUUUAAAAACGUGUCGUGA